AUGGCCGACGUCGAAACGAAGCCCUCGCAUCUCGGCGAGCGCUCGCCCAACGAAAUAGCGAAACCCCGUCGCCACGAAGACCGCAAAGCGAACCAUCGCGACAACGGCGACAACGGCGACAAGUACAGGCCCGGUCGCUACCGCCGCUCCCCCCGUCAGCGCACACCACCGAAGAUGCCUACCGAGGAGGAGAAACAGGCUGCUGCGAAGGCCGAAUACCAGAAGCUGCUGACGAUGCGAUCGGGAGGUACCUACAUUCCGCCAGCGCGUCUACGCGCCCUGCAGGCCCAGAUCACCGACAAGACGAGCAAGGAGUACCAGCGCAUGGCGUGGGAGGCCCUCAAGAAGUCCAUAAAUGGUCUCAUCAACAAGGUCAAUGUCUCCAAUAUCAAGCACAUCGUCCCGGAGCUGUUCAACGAGAACCUCGUCAGAGGGCGAGGCCUGUUCUGCCGGAGUAUCAUGAAGGCGCAGGCUGCCAGUUUACCCUUCACACCUGUACUUGCGGCCAUGGCCGCCAUCGUCAACACCAAGCUGCCGCAGGUGGGCGAGCUGCUGGUCAAGCGCUUGAUCAUGCAGUUCCGGAAAGGCUUCAAGCGGAACGACAAGGCCGUUUGCUUGUCCUCCACGACGUUCAUUGCGCACCUGGUGAAUCAGCAGGUCGUCCACGAAAUGUUGGCCGCACAAAUACUGCUACUGCUCUUGCACAAGCCGACAGACGACAGUGUGGAAAUUGCCGUGGGCCUGACCAAGGAGGUUGGGCAGCAUAUGGAGGAGAUGAGCUCGACAAUCGCUAUGGCCGUAUUUGAUCAGUUCAGAAACAUCCUUCACGAGGCCGAUAUCGACAAGAGGACGCAAUAUAUGGUCGAGGUUCUCUUCCAGAUCCGCAAAGACAAGUUCAAGGACAACCCGGCAAUCAAGGAAGAGCUGGACUUGAUCGAAGAAGAGGAUCAAAUCACGCAUAAUGUCGAGUUGAACGUUGCCCUUGACGUCCAGGACGGACUCAACAUCUUCAAAUUCGACGAGGAAUGGGAGGAGAACGAAGCAGCAUACAAGAGACUCAAGGCCGAGAUCCUCGGCGAAGGAAGCGAUUCCGACGAUGACGACGACGAAGAUGACGAGAGCUCAGAAGAAGAGGACGCGGAGCAGAAAUCCAUGGAGGUCAAGGACCAGUCUAAUACAGACUUGGUGAAUCUCCGCAAGACGAUAUACCUUACCAUCAUGAACUCCUUGGAGCCCGAAGCAGCCGUUCACAAACUUAUGAAGAUCAACUUGCCAGCAGGUCAAGAGCCAGAGUUACCUUCAAUGAUCGUGGAAUGUUGCUCACAGGAAAAGACCUACACCAAAUUCUUUGGGCUGUUAGGAGAGCGAUUCGCCAAGAUCAACAGACUCUGGACAGACUUGUUUGAGCAGUCUUUCCAAACCUACUAUAGCACCAUCCACCGAUAUGAGACGAACCGACUGCGCAACAUUGCGAGAUUCUUUGGUCAUUUGUUCGGUUCGGACGCCAUUGGCUGGCAUGCCAUGUCCGCCAUCCACUUGAAUGAGGACGAGACAACCUCGGCCUCUCGUAUCUUCAUCAAGAUCAUGUUUCAGGAGAUCUCCGAGGAACUGGGCAUGCCAAAGCUUCAGACACGCAUGAGGGACGAAACGCUACGACCAAGUUUUGAGGGCCUCUUCCCUCGAGACAACGCCCGCAACGUGCGUUUCUCGAUCAACUACUUCACGAGUAUUGGCAUGGGAGCCUUAACGGAGGAGAUGAGAGAAUAUUUGGCGAAUAUACCCAAGCCAGCUCUUCCCGCUCCAGCGGCUGCCGACGAGUCAGACUCGGACUCUGUCCAGGACUCCACCGCGGAAAACUUUGGACAGGGGCCGAUCACUAUCACGUACGCCACCGAGACGAGGAAGACCAAGAUCUCCUCCAGCACGAACACGCCGCCGGGGGUCGAGCUAUUCUCGCUCGCCGCGAUCACCUCUGAAGCGCGGUCGUCUGCCUACGAGAUCGGUGUCACCACCCCCGAAGCGCGGUCGCCUGCCAACCAGAUCAGCAUCACCACCCCGGCGGCGCAGGAACUCGAGCUCGAUCAGCAGCGCACCACGGAAGCGGGCCAGGUAUAG
Anthostomella pinea is the source of this 2115-nucleotide messenger RNA. The record is from the annotation of a GenBank genome assembly. NCBI's taxonomy places the organism in Eukaryota, Fungi, Ascomycota, Sordariomycetes, Xylariales, Xylariaceae.